This is a messenger RNA of Acanthosepion pharaonis, 477 nucleotides long. NCBI's taxonomy places the organism in Eukaryota, Metazoa, Mollusca, Cephalopoda, Sepiida, Sepiidae. The record is from the annotation of a GenBank genome assembly.
AUGAAGUGGAGUUCCAUUCUUUCUGUCACAGUUCAUACAAAAACCGAAGCCGCUUUGCGCAAAAUGGAGGACGGCACGUAUGUCGGCGAUAUUGUCAGAGAAAGUCAUGACCCCAAACUGUCGUCUUUCCGUAGCCCAAGCGAAAUUUCCAAGGCUCUGCUAACGGCGCCAACGUCUUCAUCCCGGUCCCAGGAGCCGUCCUCAGGUGAAACUGGAAACCCCACCCGUCGGGCUGCCUCUCAGCGCACUGAAUUUGUUGACGGUGUUUCUUCUUUCUUUCUUUCUUUCUUUCUUUCUUUCUUUCUUUCUUUCUUUCUUUCUUUUGUAAUCACCGGCUUCCCUUUCUCUUCCCAUUUCUUUUGCAUCAUUUCUUCGUCUUUAUUUUCUUUUUCGUCUUUAUUUUUUGUUUUCCUUCCAUUUUUCUUUUUCAUUUCAUUCUCUCGUCUUCUUUCUUUCUUUCUUUCUUUUUCUUUUUGA